Molecule: messenger RNA, 1576 nt
Organism: Colias croceus (clouded yellow)
Lineage: Eukaryota; Metazoa; Arthropoda; Insecta; Lepidoptera; Pieridae
Product: arrestin domain-containing protein 1-like
Exons: 6
Coding region: 103-1362 (419 amino acids)
Biological process (GO): protein transport
Cellular component (GO): cytoplasm
Source: RefSeq, a predicted model, not a curated record
AAGUUUUUAAUAUUUUGAUUUAUGUUUAAUUAUUUAGUUUCACUUAUAUAUUUAGCUAUUUUUAUGUUCUCUGUUACUUAUUCACUGUAAAAUAUAAUAAUAAUGGCAUUAAACGGUUUUAAAGCUGGAACUAUAACUUUAGACGAGCCGCGAUCUAUUUAUUAUGCAGGGCAGGUGCUCACGGGCAAAAUUCAAUUCGAAUUGGAUGAAAUGUUAACAUUUACAGCCAUCAAAGUUGCAUACAUUGGCCAAGCUAUCGUGAAAUGGUCAGAAUAUCAAACUGAAAAAUAUUCUGGUGUUGAAAGAACUAGAGAGAUAGAAUAUGGUGGCCAAGAACUGUACUUCAACUUUGAACAAUGUCUUUGUGGUGGAUCUGUAACCACUCUACCACCUGGCCCUCAGUCCAUCAACUUCUCCUAUCUAAUACCAAGUAAUGUGCCGUCGUCCUUUCAAGGGGCUAAAGGCCAGGUUAGAUACUCUGUAAGGGCAUAUCUUGACUAUCCAGACACUACAAGGGACGAACUUGUUGCUGACUUUGAUGUGAUUGCUCCCUUGGACUUAAAUACUGUAGAUUGUAUUAAGACCCCAAUAGCAAUGGAGUUUGAGGAAGUAUCAAGUUGCAAUUGUUUUUGUGAAGAUGAAUUAAUAAAUAUUAAAUUUCAAGCACCGGUGUCUGGUUAUUGUCCUGGGCAGAUAAUGAAUAUCCAAAUAGAUUCACAGAAUGACACUGGUUCUGAAGUUACCAAGAUUUUGUUUCAAAUAAUAAAGAAGGAAAGAUACCACUCUCAACAGCCCAUGUCCACAUACAUACCGCCAGAAGAAGUUCUAUACACCAUGGCACAUGGCCCCAUCCUGGCCCAUACGAAACGUAGCUUCACUUGCCAGAUGCGAGUGCCCAAUAUUAUUGCUUAUAAUCUAGAAAACUGUCGGAUUAUUGAUGUCGCGUAUUUUUUGAAGGUAAAACUAAAAAUGUCUGGCUGCAUCGACGAUGUCGAAGAUGAAUGUGAGUUCUGCAUCGGUUUAGUGCCUUUACAAGAAACGGUCGAAGGAACAUACACACAUCCUAUGUCCUUUUUACUCCCGGAAGCUCCCGUUCCAACAAUACAAAAUACACAAACAAUUCCAAAUAACUCAUAUCCUUUACAAAAUGUUGCCAGUCUAAAUCAACAAAAUGCAUAUCCACAAAAUACAGUGUGUCCUGUACCUGUUCCUAAUGUUGCUAACCUAAAUAAUCAGCCUAAUUAUGUCAUCGGUUUUAAAGUACCGGGGUUGUCAGACGCAAAUGCAAGUACUUAUCCAAUUAAUGAUAAUCAAAAUAGAUAUUCUAACGAAUAUCCUAAACCAUCUGCCCCACCAAUGUAAGCUUAAGAAAUUUUUAUAUUUUUGUAUGUUUUACAAUUUUUUUUAAUUUUUUAUGAGUAUAUUCUCUCAUGAGUAAUAUACUCUUAUUUAGAGUGCCUUAAUAUAAAGAUGCUAAUUUUUUGAAAAUUUAUAUUUUAAUACUGAAUGAAUGCGUGUAUAUUUUAUAGGGAUCGCUUAUUUUUAUAAAGGGUAUACUCGAAUAUAAUUAAUUAUA